Molecule: messenger RNA, 4074 nt
Organism: Rhinolophus ferrumequinum (greater horseshoe bat)
Lineage: Eukaryota; Metazoa; Chordata; Mammalia; Chiroptera; Rhinolophidae
Product: protein HIRA
Exons: 25
Coding region: 250-3303 (1017 amino acids)
Biological process (GO): chromatin remodeling; DNA-templated transcription; regulation of DNA-templated transcription
Cellular component (GO): HIR complex; nucleus
Molecular function (GO): protein binding; nucleosome binding
Source: RefSeq, a predicted model, not a curated record
CCGGGAGCCGCCGGAGGAGGAGCGGCGCAGGGGAUGCGGCUGUGGCGGCGGCGGUGGCGGCCGAGCGCGGGGGGCGGCAGUGGCGGCGGCCUGGGGCUCCGGACCGCUAUGGCGCGGCGGCACUGAGGGCACGGGGCGGGCGGCAGCCGGAGGGCGGGCGGCGCGGGAGGAAGCGGCGGCGGUGGCUCAAUGGCCCGGGCGCGCUGAAGAACGCGGCUCUCGCCUCAGCCCGGCGGCGGCGGCCGAACAAUGAAGCUCCUGAAGCCGACCUGGGUCAACCACAAUGGCAAGCCGAUUUUUUCAGUUGAUAUUCACCCUGACGGGACCAAGUUCGCAACUGGAGGACAAGGACAGGAUUCUGGGAAGGUUGUGAUCUGGAAUAUGUCUCCAGUCCUCCAGGAGGAUGACGAGAAGGAUGAAAAUAUUCCCAAGAUGCUUUGCCAGAUGGACAAUCACUUAGCAUGUGUGAACUGUGUGCGGUGGUCAAACAGUGGGAUGUAUUUAGCUUCUGGGGGAGAUGACAAACUGAUUAUGGUGUGGAAGCGGGCUACGUACAUCGGCCCCAGCACUGUGUUUGGCUCCAGUGGUAAGCUUGCCAAUGUGGAGCAGUGGCGAUGUGUCUCCAUCCUCCGGAGUCACUCAGGCGAUGUGAUGGAUGUAGCCUGGUCUCCCCAUGACGCCUGGCUGGCCUCGUGCAGCGUGGAUAACACUGUCGUCAUCUGGAACGCAGUCAAGUUCCCAGAAAUUCUAGCUACUCUAAGAGGUCAUUCCGGCUUGGUAAAGGGGUUGACUUGGGACCCUGUUGGUAAAUACAUUGCCUCUCAGGCUGACGACCGCAGCCUGAAGGUGUGGAGGACUCUGGACUGGCAGUUGGAGACCAGCAUCACCAAGCCUUUUGACGAGUGUGGAGGGACGACCCAUGUGUUGCGCCUCAGCUGGUCACCUGAUGGUCAUUACCUGGUGUCUGCCCACGCCAUGAACAACUCUGGCCCCACUGCGCAAAUCAUUGAACGGGAGGGCUGGAAGACCAACAUGGACUUCGUCGGGCACCGCAAAGCCGUAACCGUUGUGAAAUUCAACCCAAAAAUCUUCAAAAAGAAGCAGAAGAAUGGAAGUUCUGCGAAACCCAGCUGCCCAUAUUGCUGCUGUGCUGUUGGCAGCAAGGAUCGUUCUCUCUCUGUCUGGCUCACAUGUCUGAAAAGGCCUUUGGUUGUCAUCCAUGAGCUGUUUGACAAAUCCAUCAUGGAUAUUUCCUGGACUCUGAACGGGCUGGGCAUCCUGGUGUGCUCCAUGGAUGGCUCUGUGGCGUUCCUAGACUUCUCCCAGGAGGAGCUCGGAGACCCGCUGAGCGAGGAGGAGAAGAGCCGCAUUCACCAAUCCACCUAUGGCAAGAGUUUGGCUAUCAUGACUGAGGCCCAGCUCUCCACAGCUGUCAUCGAGAAUCCUGAGAUGCUCAAGUACCAGCGGAGGCAGCAACAGCAGCAGCUGGACCAGAAGAAUGCCGCGGCCAGAGAGAUGGGACCAGCUGCCUCAGUCGCUGGUGUUGUCAAUGGGGAGAGUCUGGAAGACAUCAGGAAGAAUCUUUUGAAGAAACAAGUUGAGACUCGGACGGCAGACGGUCGGAGAAGAAUCACGCCUCUCUGCAUAGCACAGCUGGACACUGGGGACUUCUCCACGGCGUUUUUUAACAGCAUCCCGCUCUCAGGCUCCCUGGCGGGCACCAUGCUGUCGUCUCACAGCAGUCCGCAGCUACUGCCGCUGGACGCCAGCACCCCCAACUCCUUUGGCACCUCGAAGCCCUCAGAGCCCGUGGCAGCAGCCGGCACCCGGCCUGCGGGUGAUUCUGUCAAUAAGGACAGCGUGAACGCUACCUCGACUCCUGCUGCACUGUCCCCCUCCGUGUUAACAACCCCGUCCAAGAUCGAACCCAUGAAAGCGUUUGACUCCCGGUUCACGGAGCGGUCCAAAGCUACGCCUGGUGCUCCUGCCUUGACCAGUGUGACUCCGGCGGCUGUAGAAAGGUUGAAAGAGCAGAACCUUGUUGUGAAAGAGCUGAGGCCCCGGGACCUCUUGGAGAGCAGCAGUGACAGUGAUGAGAAGGUCCCUGUGGCCAAGCCCUCCUCACUAUCCAAGCGAAAACUGGACCUCGAGGUGGAGACAGUGGAAAAGAAGAAGAAAGGGAGACCUCGGAAGGACUCUCGGCUCAUGCCAAUGUCUCUGUCUGUCCAGUCCCCAGCUGCCCUGACCACAGAGAAGGACACCGUGUGUUUGUCUGUACCAGCACCUGCACUGAAGCUGCCCAUGCCUGGCCCCCAGAGAGCAUUCACCCUCCAGGUGAGCUCCGACCCCUCCAUGUACAUUGAGGUGGAGAAUGAAGUGACAGCUGUGGGAGGAGUGAAGCUGAGCCGCUUGAAGUGUAACCGGGAAGGGAAGGAGUGGGAGACGGUGCUCACCAGCCGGAUCCUCACUGCCGCUGGUAGCUGUGACGUGGUGUGUGUCGCCUGUGAAAAGAGGAUGCUGUCAGUGUUCUCCACCUGUGGUCGCCGCCUCCUCCCUCCCAUCCUCCUGCCAUCCCCAAUCUCCACGUUGCACUGCACGGGCUCCUAUGUCAUGGCACUCACUGCUGCAGCCACACUGUCUGUCUGGGAUGUUCACAGACAGGUGGUUGUGGUAAAAGAAGAGUCUCUACACUCCAUCCUGGCAGGAAGUGAUAUGACAGUGUCACAGAUCUUGUUGACACAGCACGGAAUCCCAGUGAUGAACCUGUCCGAUGGGAAGGCAUAUUGCUUUAAUCCAUCACUUUCUACAUGGAACCUGGUUUCUGACAAGCAGGACUCCCUGGCCCAGUGUGCGGACUUCAGGAGCAGCCUGCCUCCCCAGGAUGCCAUGCUGUGCUCGGGACCCUUAGCCAUAGUCCAGGGCCGUGCCUCCACUUCCGGGAGGCAGGCAGCCCGGCUCUUCUCCGUGCCCCACGUGGUGCAGCAGGAAACCACCCUGGCCUACCUGGAAAGCCAGGUCGCAGCAGCACUCACCCUGCAGUCCAGCCAUGAGUACCGCCAUUGGCUCCUCCUCUACGCACGGUACCUCGUGAACGAAGGGUUUGAAUACCGACUCCGAGAAAUAUGCAAGGACUUACUGGGUCCGGUUCACUACUCCACUGGAAGCCAGUGGGAGUCAACGGUAGUGGGUCUGCGGAAGCGGGAGCUGCUCAAGGAGUUGCUGCCAGUCAUCGGGCAGAACCUCCGCUUCCAGCGCCUCUUCACCGAGUGUCAGGAACAGCUCGACAUCCUAAGGGACAAGUAGCCUACUCUUACCUGCCCCACCUACAGCAUGGGCAGGGCCACACUCACGCCGCUGAGGACACGCAGGGCCACCUCUCACCUCGUCGGGCUACAGGAAGACGAGGAGACACUGGCAGGAGGUGGGCUGUCCUAUACCAGCGCCAGCCCAGCCCCCUGGGUAGACAUCCCCUGUGUCCUGGGCCUGUUGCUGCUCCCUUGGAAGGGGGCCGCUCUGCCCACAACUCGUCCCUCUCUCCAGGACCCCUGUGUGGAGCAGGGGCUAGGUGUCUACCCUGCUGCCCUGGGCUCAGUGAGGCACUCCCAGGCCUGCCGUCUCCAGCACGGUCCCAAGGUGGACACUAGCCCCUGCCACUGCAGGCGCCGUGCUGCUUCAGCUAUGACGAAUGAGCCAUUUGUGAAAGAGAGGACCCUGAAAUGUUAGUGUAUUAUGCAGUCAGUAGACUGAACCGAGACGUAUGUAAAAGGAAAAGCUAUUCCAACACACGGACUAUUUUUGUACUAGAAUUUGCUAACUUGUAAUAUGGAAUUUUCCUUUUGGCCAAUAAUCAGGAUUUCCCUAUAAGUCACUUGGACAUUGGUUACUUGUAGGAAAUUUAAACUCUAAUUAUGACAGCUACAUUGAAAAAUAAUUGUACUGAAAUUAACUUGUCUAUCUUCAUUUGGUUUUAAUUUUUAAAUGUUUGUAAAAAGAGACUGUUUUUUGGGGGAUGGGGAGAGGGUGGGCGAUUUCUUUUGUAAGUGUAAAAUAAAUGAAAACGCAUUGGAUACCAAA